Molecule: messenger RNA, 1532 nt
Organism: Austrofundulus limnaeus
Lineage: Eukaryota; Metazoa; Chordata; Actinopteri; Cyprinodontiformes; Rivulidae
Product: GTPase IMAP family member 7
Exons: 2
Coding region: 242-1330 (362 amino acids)
Molecular function (GO): GTP binding
Source: RefSeq, a predicted model, not a curated record
AUUACAACCCAGCAUCAACACUUUUUAUAGAAAUUAGAAAAAUGUCAGGGAUCAAACAAAAGCUUAUGUCAGAGAUGUCAAUAAAGGAGGGGGUGAUCACGGUUGGUUUCUCUCCUCGAGGGCAUUUUCCAUUUGCAAUCAAAUCUGAUACCCAGUCCCAUCAACAGACACAGUAAGAGAGAGGAGAACAACAGGAACACAUUUAGACAGAUAAGAAGCCCAGUGAUCCCACAGCAAAAGAAUGAAUCUGCGUCAAACAGACAAGAGAAAGAAAGGAUCUACAAAGGAACUGAGGGUGAUGGUGGUUGGCAGCAGCGGACCCUCUCAGUUCCAACUAACCAAUGCUAUAAUUGGAAGGGAGGUGUUUUUGAAGGACGUUAGCAGUAUUUCUGCCAGCGUGAAGAACAAGGGGGAGCUGGCUGGCAGACCUGUGGCUGUGGUCAACAGCCCAAACAUCUACGACAAGGAUUUAUCCCAGGCAAAGAGGGAGAUGGAGCUGAGGAGGUCCAUGUGCCUCUGUAUACCCGGCCCGCAUGCCUUUCUUGUUGCCUUUGACAUGGAAACGAUCUCCCUGAACGACAUGAAAACUCCCAGAAUACUAAAGAAACGCUUCGGAGCACACUGUCUGAAACACUGCAUGGUUCUCUUCGCUUAUGAAGGAAGUCUGGACAGAGCUGCUUUGGAGAACCGKGUGAAGAAGACGGAGUGGUACCUGAGGGAGCUGAUCGAGAAGUACGGCGGACGCUUCCACGUCUUCAAAAAGAACUGGAGGGAUCGAAGCCAGGACAAGGAGCUGCUGAAGAAGAUUGAGUUGAUGGUGGCCUCGUUGGGAGGGGGACACUUCUCCAGCAGAACUUUUCAAAAGGCAGAGGACAGCGUGAAGAAGGAGGAGAGGAGGCUCAAGAAGCGGAGAGCAGAGGAGAUAGAGAAGACCUGGAAUGAGAUGGAGCAGCAGCACCUGGCCAAGGAGCUGUGCUUCCAGAAGGACGCUUACAUGGCCCAGGUGGGUGCAGAGAUCCAGGCCAAAGCAGAGUUGGACAARGGCUGGCUCCGGACCUCCCUGGCCAGAGGACUCGGAACAGGCUUGGUUGUCGGCGCUGUGAUGGGGACACUUUUUGGUUGUAUCGAGGGGCCAGGAGGGAUGGUGCUUUACGGCUUCAUCGGCGGCGCCGUAGGAGCGUCUGCAGGAGGAACCGCUCAGGUGGCGAUAAAGCACAUAGAGAACAGGGUGACCUCACCUCUCAGCUUCAACUUCAACUCUAUCUUCAUCAACCGCUUCUUUGUGGCUUCUCGCACACGGCAGCAAAAAGAAACAGUGUCCAGGAUCUGAUCUUUGUUUUUAACCAGUGGUCUGUGGCUAUCAGGCUCAUUUAAUUUGUUCUUAUUUUAUAUAAAACUCUCYUGUUUUUAAAUCAUGUCUGUCAUAGUUAAGUGUAGUAUACCUCUAACUCUAAACAGUCACAGGAUUAAUGAAGAACUAUUAAAAUAAAACAAAUUGUAAAUGAUUUUAUUUAAAUAAAAACUUUUGUCGU